CCCAAUGACAAGUCACCAGCCACUGCAAGGCGCCUGCUAGGGGCGCAGCCUGCAUUGUAUUGGCUCACACACAGGAGUGCAAAACAAAAAAAGAGGCAAAACCGGCCUCUCCCUCCCCUCCCCCCCAGCCUGGAUCCUCCUGCAGAGUGAGUGCAGGUCCCCAGGGUGUCCUCUUCCAUAUCUAUAGGUGGAGGUGAUUCAAGGUGUAGGGUGGUGUCGUUUUUUUGGGGGGCUUUUCUUUCACUUUUUGGGGCAAGGUGAAAGUUUUUUUUUUCCUUUUUUUGUAUAUAUAUAUUUUUUUUGUAAUUAGUUUGUGUUUUUUUGCCACUUUUUGAAAUCGUCAUGACUGCGGCUUCCCCGGAUUACCUGGUGAUUCUGUUCACUAGCACAGCGGGUGCCAAUUGUGCUAAGCUGGGCUCAGAUGAGAAGGAAGUCAUCCAGCUGUUAUGGACAGUGAUAGACUUGGCUAACAACAAGGUGGGGGAGCUGCACGACGUGAAGGUCAGACCUGAACACCUGGACCUGACAGAAGAAUGCAGAGAAGCCACCAAGAUCGAAGCAGAAAGCCUGUACAUCGCUCCCCAACUAGAGCAAGCCCUGCAACAGUUCAACCAGACAGUAGGCAAUGAGAUAAACAUUGGUGUUGGUACUUCUUUCUGCCUGUGCACAGAUGGACAACUUCACAUCAGACAAGUGUUACAUCCUGAAGCCUCCAAAAAGAAUAUACUUCUCCCUGAAUGUUUCUACUCCUUUUUUGACUUGAAGAAAGAAUUCAAAAAGUGCUGCCCAGGAUCUGCUGAUCUAAGUGAACUCGAUGUGACUGCAAUGGCAAGUUAUUUAGGACUGGAAAAACUGAAUACACACAUGUCCCAUGGAGCUUCAGAGGUGACCACCAUGGCAGAUAUUAUUGUGACAUUAAUUUCGAAGCCAUACAGUCACAAAUUUUCAGACCCAGAAAGAGUAAACUACAAAUUUGAGUCUGGUACUUGCAGCAAACUGGAGACUAUUGAUGAUAACGCAAUUAUCCGAGCCCGAGGUCUGCCAUGGCAGUCAUCUGAUCAAGAUAUUGCGCGAUUCUUCAAGGGGUUAAAUAUUGCAAAGGGUGGAGCAGCCCUUUGUCUCAAUGCACAAGGGAGGAGGAAUGGCGAGGCUCUGGUCAGAUUUGUGAGUGAAGAACACAGAGAUCUAGCCCUGCAGAGACACAAGCAUCACAUGGGGAACAGAUACAUUGAGGUGUAUAAAGCCACAGGAGAAGACUUUCUAAAAAUAGCCGGAGGUAAUUCUCUUGAUGAGACAUAUAUGUAGUUGGUCUGUUGCAUUGCUCAGUUUUUGUCCAAAGAGAACCAAGUGAUUGUACGCAUGCGGGGUCUGCCCUUUGCUGCCACUGCCGAAGAAGUGCUGACGUUCUUUGGGCAGCACUGUCCUGUGACUGGAGGCAAGGAAGGAAUAUUAUUUGUUACCUACCCUGACGGCCGGCCGACGGGAGACGCUUUUGUGCUCUUCGCCUGUGAGGAAUAUGCACAGAACGCACUGAAGAAGCACAAGGACCUGUUGGGCAAGCGAUACAUUGAGCUGUUUAGGAGCACAGCAGCAGAGGUGCAGCAGGUACUGAACAGAUACUCUUCUACACCUCUUAUCCCUCUUCCAACACCACCCAUCAUUCCUGUACUACCUCAGCCAUUUAUGCCUCAGAUCAAUGUCAGAGACUGUAUACGGCUGAGAGGUCUUCCUUAUGCUGCCACAAUAGAGGAUAUCUUGGAGUUUUUGGGUGAAUUUUCUGCUGAUAUCAAGACACAUGGAGUUCAUAUGGUGCUGAAUCACCAGGGCCGACCAUCAGGAGACUCCUUUAUUCAGAUGAAGUCUGCAGAGCGGGCGUUUCUGGCAGCACAGAGGUGUCACAAGAAGACCAUGAAGGACAGAUAUGUGGAGGUGUUUCAAUGUUCUGCAGAGGAGAUGAACUUUGUCUUAAUGGGGGGAACUUUAAAUCGCAAUGGCUUGUCCCCGCCGCCAUGUCUGUCUCCUCCAUCAUAUACAUUCCCUGCCCAGACAGCUGUAAUUCCUGCAGAGGCCGCCACCUUGUACCAGCCCUCCCUGCUCCUGAAUCCUCGGGCCCUAGGACCAUCCGCUGCAUAUUACCCAGCCGGAGCUCAGCUCUUCAUGAACUACACUGCUUACUACCCAAGCCCUCCAGGUUCUCCAAGUAAUCUUGGCUUCUUCCCAGCCACAGCAAGUGCCAGCAGCAUGCCUCCGCACAAUGGAGCCACAAUGGUGCGCAUGCAGGGUUUGGCAUAUAACUCUGGUGUAAAAGAGAUCCUAAACUUCUUCCAAGGUUAUCAGUACUCUCCAGAAGAGGGUCUCCUUCCAGUAAGUGACCAGGGCCGGGCACUGAUGACCCACCCUAAAGAAUGGGUUUGCAUAUAGUCCUUUCUGAUUUUGUAGAGGAGGUACUCCUCAACCAGUUUAUUUUGUAAUUUGUCAUCUUGCUAAGCAAGCAGCCCCCCUGGUCCCAUCUGAAAAGCUAUAGGUUUUGGCCAGGCAUGAAUUUUGCAACAUGAAAUUUUGAAAGCCCAUUUGCCCAUUUAGACUUCUAAGACUUGAACUUUAACAGGAAGGUCGACAACUCCUCAAGAACUGGGCGGAUUAAAUCAUUUUCCAAUGUGCAAAGCUACUGAACCCAGAGUUGAGAUCCACUGUAAACACACUGCAUCACACUAAGGGAAAACAAUGACUUUCUGAUUUAUACAUGAACACGUUACCUUGUUUCAUUCAGCAGGCAUUUUGCUUCCUUUUUGGAUUGACAUGUAAAGAGUAGGAAAGUAGGACAAACUGCUGUCUGUAAGGAAUAUGAAAACCUUUUUUUGGAACUUCAUGCUAGUCUUCUCCACUUCUUCUCCGAAAGUGUUAAUACAGCUGGUGACGUUUAUUUUAUGUAUAUUUUUAGUUGACUCAUUAAAUAAAGGGUUCAAUUUGUCAUGUAAAUGGUUUGCCAUAUUUAAGAACCGACUGUCAGUUCUGUCGGUGUGCUCUGAUAAAUUUGCAAACUUUUUCUUUUUUUGCAUACUUUUUUUUUUUUUUUUAAAUAACACAUUUAAAUGUCAAACUUUUCAGAUGUCCUUUUGUAACCUUUUUAGUUUUGUAUUAAAAACUGUCAAAAAAAAAUAAACAAAAAAA
Nanorana parkeri is the source of this 3171-nucleotide messenger RNA. RefSeq names its product epithelial splicing regulatory protein 1 (gene ESRP1). Gene Ontology annotation, biological process: regulation of RNA splicing. The transcript is spliced from 16 exons. The record is from RefSeq and is a predicted model, not a curated record. Gene Ontology annotation, molecular function: mRNA binding. Gene Ontology annotation, cellular component: ribonucleoprotein complex; nucleoplasm. Lineage: Eukaryota; Metazoa; Chordata; Amphibia; Anura; Dicroglossidae.